Molecule: messenger RNA, 2092 nt
Organism: Pocillopora damicornis (cauliflower coral)
Lineage: Eukaryota; Metazoa; Cnidaria; Anthozoa; Scleractinia; Pocilloporidae
Product: sorting nexin-2
Biological process (GO): early endosome to Golgi transport
Cellular component (GO): endosome; endosome membrane
Molecular function (GO): phosphatidylinositol binding
Source: RefSeq, a predicted model, not a curated record
UUAAAAUGGCGGAUGAUCGUGAACCUCCUGCCCUUUUCGACGAUGAAGCUGAGACGCCAGAGACCAACCCGGACGAGCAAGUUAACGGUAAUCCCUUUAUUGGAGAGACCACGGAAAUUACUCUAGAUGACGAGGAAGCCAAGGCAGACACUGUUCCUGAGGAGAGUGACAAGGGUUCGUCCGAUCUUGCUGCAGGCGGGAGCGAGGAAAAGUCCGAAACUUCUGCGGCGGCUUCCGUGGAUGUCACCAACCUCUCGAAACCGAGCGAGGAUGACAGCGAACCAGCUCCGACAGAAAAACCUGAGGAAAAGGAAGUUGAAGAAGACGAGGAGGAUGACACCUUUGACAUGAAUAUUAAAGUGACAGAUCCUGAAAAGAUCGGUGAUGGCAUGGGUUCUUAUAUGGUUUUCAAAGUGACAACAAUGACAAGUAUGCCGACAUUCAAGAAUUCAGAGACAUCUGUGAAGCGUCGAUUUAGUGAUUUUCUAGGACUCCAUGAUCGAUUAAAUAGCAAAUUUCUUCACCUUGGAAAGAUUGUGCCCCCAGCUCCUGAGAAGUCUGUUGUUGGCAUGACCAGGGUCAAGCUUGGAAAAGGAGAGGAAAGCACCCCAGUUGACUUUAUUUCCAAGAGGAGAGCUGCCUUAGAGAGGUAUCUUAACAGAGUUGCCCGACAUCCAACCUUACGUGAAGAUCCAGAUUUCCGACAAUUUUUGGAAGCUGAUGUGUUACCCAGAGCUAAAGACACUGCAGCGCUCAGUGGAGGUGGUCUGAAACGAUUUGUGAAGUCAGUUGGAGAUACCAUGUUUCAACUUACUACUAAGAUGUCUGAAUCAGACCAGUGGUUUGAAGAGAAGCAACAACAGAUUGAAACUCUUGACCAGCAGUUAAAGAAACUUCAUCUGAGUAUGGAAACACUAGCAUUACAGCGCAAAGAAUUGGGCUCUUGUACUGCAGGUUUUGCUAAGUCUACUGCUAUGCUAAGUAAUGCAGAGGAACAUGCUACAUUAUCACGAGCACUUUCCCAACUAGCUGAAGUUGAAGAGAAGAUUGAGCAGCUUCAUGUGGAGCAGGCGGACAGUGAUUUUUUUGUUUUGGCUGAACUGCUGAAAGAUUACAUUGGUUUGAUUCAAGCAGUCAAGGCAAGCUUUCAAGAGCGUGUCCGAUCUUACAGUAACUGGCAACACGCACAGCAGAUGUUGACAAAGAAAAGAGAAGCCUUGGUCAAGUUGGAACUUGCGUCGAAAAACGAAAAGCUUCCCCAAGCACAAGAGGAAGUGAAAGAGUGGGAACAAAAAGUGGAGAAAGGGGAAGAAGAUUUUGGUAAGAUUUCUAAGGCGAUACAGAAGGAGAUGGCACGAUUUGAGAAAAACCGAGUAAAGGACUUCCGAGAAUCUAUGAUCAAGUACUUGGAAGCUAUGAUGGAAAGCCAACAACAGUUGAUCAAGUACUGGGAAGGUUUCUUACCGGAAGCUAAAGCCAUUGCAUAGACGCCUUUAAAAAUAUCGUAAUUUUUCAAAUACAAUUAAACCUGAGAACAUAGGUGUAUUUUAUUUUAGCACUUAAUUCUUGCAAAAAAUGAAAUCCUUUUUCCUAAAAUAUGACAACGACGUUGUUGACAUCUCAUCAACGUUUAUCAGUCAUUUCGUGGAGAUAUCUUAAUCUUACUUGCAUCUUUGUUAAUUGCGCACUCCGUAGAAAUCGAAGCAGUUAAAUUUGUUGGACAUGAUUUAACGUAAAAAUCGAUUUUGCACAAGGAAUGGGAGCGAUUGCCUCAUAAUGUUUGCAGCGUUCUUCAUACUCAAAAUAUCACUAGAGUAAAAAUGUAGAGUAUAAUUUAAUCAUGCUUAAAGAAAUCGAAGUUAACAUUGUCUAGUUUAUUCACUUAGAAUGAUCAGCUCUAAGAAUCUUGACAGGAUUGAUUUCGAAAUGAAAUUUCAUCCUCAGUGUUUGGUUUCCUUCAUUUUAGAAAAUCAAUGGACGCGCCGAAAGGAACAAUAAAGACAAAGAGAAGCUUUUUUGUAGUUAAACAGUGUCGAUGUCACAAGCUAUAGACACUAUGAAAUAAAGUUAAAUCGUGAGAUGUUUCCAGUUA